Molecule: messenger RNA, 1143 nt
Organism: Botrytis deweyae
Lineage: Eukaryota; Fungi; Ascomycota; Leotiomycetes; Helotiales; Sclerotiniaceae
Exons: 4
Coding region: 1-1143 (380 amino acids)
Source: RefSeq, a predicted model, not a curated record
AUGCCGCGAAUGCUUGGCUUGCCGGUUUAUUACACUGACGCUCAAUGGCGCGCAUUGAAAUCCAAAGCCAGAAACAACCAUCCAUCUAUUACAACUAGGAAUGCGGAGAUCAUCAUGGAAACUAUUAGAGUCUACGAUGCCAUUUUGAAAGAUAAGGAUCCGACACCUCUUCCUGAAUUUGCGGAUUCUAUCACAUAUGACAAGAGACAAGUCAAUAAGUUUGUACUCUAUGAUAGACACACAAAACACGAAUAUAUUACCGUCAUGAGCCCUUGCUACCUCCCAAAGCGUCGCCCUGACGCUCGCGUUGGCAAAGUUCCGAAGCAGGUUGACACGAUUAUCAAACCAACAAGAGAUCCUAGAGGAUCCACAUUUGGCUUUAUUAGAGAGCCCGAAGUUGCCAUUGUCGAAGAAGAAAAAGAAGCAGAGGAAUUGACUCUAGAGGAAAACAAGGCUGUCGGUGGGGAAAAGGUUUCGACCAAGAAAAGCGGCCCGGCAGGGAAGAAAACUCUUGCUGAGAAGAAGAGAAGUUCACGUUUGAAGUCGAAAUUGAGUGCCAGCGAGGACUUUGUUAGAAGAAGCUCGAGAAGAAUCGGUGGUGCAGCCCCCGUGAGUGCUGUUAUUGAUAUGGAUGAGGGAACCCCUGGAGCAGAAAUUGCGAAUCGGGAAUUGAGCAAGCUUGCGGAUUAUAACUCUCCGGGGUCAAGAGAAGGUUCUUAUGAAGGGGAUGAGUUGGCCGGCGACUUAGAUUUUAUGAAUGGUCCUCCCAUUCCGUACAAAUCGCUAUACAGUCAUCCUAAACUCGUCUACCAGUCUCCAUAUGCACCCAUUCCAGAUGCUUAUGGAAACAUCGCAAGCCGCGAAACCACCAUAUCAGCUCCACGCACAAUUACUCCCGACGCCGACGACAAUUUCACAAGUCGCCAAACCUCUAUAUCAGCCCCGCGUGUAGGCAUUUCACAAGCCGGCAACAACUUUACAAGUCGGGAUGAUACUAUCUCGUAUCCAGGUGCAUUUAUUCCAGACGCCGACGACCAAUUCCCAAGUCGCCAAACCACCGUAUCAGCUCCUCGCACAGUCAUCUCAGACGCCGAAGACAACUUGGCAAGUGGCGAUACCACCAUCUCGUGUCUAUGGGAAUAG